UCUUCUAGACCAAGCCCGAUACCCGCCCAUGAAUGUACGGUAGUUCCGCCAAUGUUAACUGAUGCUAUUCCCGUUGAGGCCGUUAUAGCGAGACCUGAGUGGCCUCUCCCACCACGCACUCGAAUUAUUUCCCGUAAGAGAACAGAUUUACCGGUGCCUGGACAGAACCCGGUAAAAAACACAUUCUCGCCGCGCUCGACCCUCUGA
Suillus plorans is the source of this 207-nucleotide messenger RNA. RefSeq lists its product as uncharacterized. The transcript is spliced from 2 exons. NCBI's taxonomy places the organism in Eukaryota, Fungi, Basidiomycota, Agaricomycetes, Boletales, Suillaceae. The annotation marks the transcript as partial. The record is from RefSeq and is a predicted model, not a curated record.